Penicillium waksmanii is the source of this 2442-nucleotide messenger RNA. RefSeq names its product arrestin C-terminal domain-containing protein. Gene Ontology annotation, molecular function: protein-macromolecule adaptor activity; ubiquitin protein ligase binding. Lineage: Eukaryota; Fungi; Ascomycota; Eurotiomycetes; Eurotiales; Aspergillaceae. The coding region runs from base 1 to 2442 and encodes 813 amino acids. The transcript is spliced from 4 exons. The record is from RefSeq and is a predicted model, not a curated record. Gene Ontology annotation, cellular component: cytoplasm; cytosol. Gene Ontology annotation, biological process: ubiquitin-dependent endocytosis.
AUGAUGGCCGCUCACAUUAUCCCCCCGCAGAUUUCAUCGCGGUCGGGGUCUAUCAACGAUCUUUCUCCGUCCGAAUACCUCGCUGUUCCUUCGUUAUCGCUCUCCAAUCUUAUCCGAACCCGGUCCAUCCGACGCCGUUCAGUGUGUUUGAACGUCGAAGAACAGUUCCCCAAGCAAAACCGGCGGGGUUCCCUACUCAAAAAGCUGGCGGGGCCACGCGAAAACGCGAAGCGAUUCCUUCGCCUGCGGUCGGCGGGCGUCCAGUCGCUCGCGCCCCCACACCAGGCAAACCCGCGCUGUAGCGGCGCUCGCGGCACUCGGCCGGUAUCCGAAAUCAUCCUCUCCCCGAGAGACUCGACUUUGUUCUCAACACAACCGGAAUUUAGUGCCAUACCCACAGAGUCAAUGAUGGCAACAGAGUGCCGUACCCCAACUGAGUACCCCAUUCCCCCGUUGCGCAAUGAGAAGAUCGUUGCGACGGGUAGCGGACUCACUGUUGGUAUUGCCCUGACAGAACCAGUGCUUUACCUUCAAGGCUAUGACCAACAGGAUCCAAGUUCUAAAAAAUCAGCGAUCUUGCGAGGUCAGAUACAUCUCAAAGUCACUAAGAGUGUCAAGAUUAAGAAGAUCUCCAUUCAAUUCCGCGGACAUGCCCAAACAGAUUGGCCCGAUGGUAUUCCGCCCAAGAAGAUUCAUUUCCACGACAAGAAAGAUCUUUUUACCCACGGGGUCGUUUAUUUCAACCACGGCGAUACGGCUUUGAUGCAGAAUGACUAUGGUGCGCACUACUACCAAUACGCCAAACCCAACUCCCCGGUACCAGGCAAGGAUGGCGUCUCUGCGACAACUCGGGAACUCUUCUCCAAGAGUGGCUCAGCCACCAACCUUGGCCCGACCAACGUACGAGAUCCCAAGCGACUCUCCGUACAGACUACCCGCGGCCACUCUCGAAGCUUCAGUCGCAACGACACGCCCCAGGGUCUCCAGGCUCAGCAACAGCGCAACUACCGGAUGUUCCCGGUUGGUGACUAUUUGUAUAGUUUCGAGUUCCCAAUCGAUGGGUCUCUGCCGGAAACUAUCAGAACGGACUUGGGAUCUGUGAAAUACGAUCUGGAAGCUAUUGUCGAGCGAUCCGGCGCUUUCCGCCCCAACCUACUCGGCACGAUGGAGAUUCCCGUCAUUCGCACUCCCGCUGAGGGUUCAUUAGAACAGGUCGAGCCGAUUGCGAUUUCUCGAAAUUGGGAGGAUCAGCUUCACUACGACAUUGUGAUUUCUGGAAAAUCCUUCCCCAUGGGCUCUCAGAUUCCUAUCGCAUUCAAGUUGACACCACUUGCCAAGGUCGAAUGUCAUCGAAUCAAGGUCUAUGUGACUGAGAACAUUCAGCACUGGACCGCCGACAAGAGUGUUCAUCGACUGCAACCCGCUAAAAAGGUCUUGUUGUUCGAAAAGCGAGCGGAAUCCGCCAGCACAAGCACAUACCCCGGCAGUUCCAUGCGUGUAACUGCAGGUGGAGGCAUCGACUGGGACCAUCGCGCGGCUGCUGCAAGAGGCGAGGAGAUCGUGGAUCGGUCCCGGACCAACUUGUUGGGCAAUCUCUCGACCGAAAAUGGUGUCGGGCCAACCGAGAUGGAAUUUAAUGUACAGCUCCCAAGCUGCCAUGAAAUGAGAGGUCGAGACGAAGGACAACGCCUCCAUUUUGACACAACCUACGAAAACAUUCAAAUCAACCAUUGGAUCAAGAUUGUCCUUCGUCUUUCCAAAGUCGAUGAAAGAGAUCCUACCAAACGCAGACAUUUCGAAAUUUCCAUCGAUUCACCCUUCCACAUUCUUUCCUGCAAAGCUACACAAGCAAACAUUUAUCUCCCGGCCUACACGAGACCCUCAGCCGAGCCAGAGCCACCAGCCCAGGAGUUCGAAUGCGGCUGCCCCGGGGCAUCUAUGACACCAAGAGACAACUCGGCAGCGCAGUCUAGUUCUGACCGUGAGGAGUCUAGCACGAACCUCAGCCUCAACCGUCGCGCCUCCUCGGCCCACUUCACGAACGGUUCUGGAGGUCUAGCCCGCCCACCUCAAGCACACUUGGCCCACGAGCCUAACAAUGAGCGAGAGCACAACCCCACAACGGCACCGGGACCUUCCGAGGCACCUCGCCCGAUGCAUCUACUGCGAGCACCUUCAUUUGCCCCUCCUGCCUUUGAAGACCUCCUCCCUCCGCCUCCUCUUGUCACUCCACCCCCGGAGUAUACGACCAUUGUUGGAAAUGGGGAUCGCGAGGCGAUUUUGGAAGAUUACUUCUCGCGACUAUCCUACUACGAAGACCAGGAUGACGACGAUCGGGGGCGGGGCCGUGUCGAUGUCCCCCUUACCCCAGGUGGCCGGGUCAAUCGCAGUAUGGAUGUACCCAGGGAGUGGAUUCGAAUCGAAGAUCUCGCCAGGACGUGA